Messenger RNA from Hippopotamus amphibius kiboko, 2341 nucleotides. It is a transcript of the gene TTYH2, whose product is annotated as tweety family member 2. The coding region runs from base 35 to 1570 and encodes 511 amino acids. The record is from RefSeq and is a predicted model, not a curated record. NCBI's taxonomy places the organism in Eukaryota, Metazoa, Chordata, Mammalia, Artiodactyla, Hippopotamidae. Gene Ontology annotation, cellular component: plasma membrane. The transcript is spliced from 14 exons. Gene Ontology annotation, molecular function: volume-sensitive chloride channel activity; intracellularly calcium-gated chloride channel activity.
GGCGGGCGGCUGGCGGGCGCACUCUGGCCGAGCCAUGCCGGCGGCGCGCGUGGAGUACAUCGCGCCCUGGUGGGUGGUGUGGCUGCACAGCGUCCCGCACCUCGGCCUGCGCCUGCAGCCGGUGGACAGCACCUUCAGGCCCGGCGAUGAGAGUUACCAGGAGUCGCUGCUGUUCCUGGGGCUGGUGGCUGCCGUCGGCCUGGGCCUGAACCUCAUCUUCCUCGCGGCUUACCUGGUCUGCGUGUGCUGCUGCCGGCAGGAGGAUGCCGUGCAGACCAAGCGUCGCCACUCCUGCUGCGUCACCUGGACGGCCGUGGUGGCCGGGCUCGUCUGCUGUGCUGCCGUGGGCGUUGGUUUCUAUGGAAACAGCGAGACCAACGACGGGGUGUACCAGCUGAUCUACUCCCUGGACAACGCCAACCACACCUUCUCUGGCAUCGAUGUGCUGGUGUCCGGAACCACCCAGAAGAUGAAGGUGGACCUGGAGCAGCACCUGGCCCGGCUCAGUGAGAUCUUCGCCGCCCGGGGCGAUUACCUCCAGACGCUGAAGUUCGUGCAGCAGAUGGCGGGCAACAUUAUCGUCCAGAUGGCAGGGGUGCCCGCGUGGACGGAGGUCACUGAGGAGCUGACCCAACUGGCCAACCAGACUGGCUACGUGGAGUACUACCGGUGGCUCUCCUACCUCCUGCUCUUCGUCCUGGACCUGGUCCUCUGCCUCCUCGCAUGCCUGGGACUGGCCAAGCGCUCCAGGUGCCUCCUGGCCUUGAUGCUAUGCUGUGGGGUGCUGGCCGUGCUACUCAGCUGGACGUCCCUGGCCGCCGACACUGCUGCGGCAGUGGGCACCAGCGACUUCUGCGCGGCUCCCGACGCCUUCAUCCUGAACAUCACGGAGGGCCAGGUCCACACAGAGGUGACCCGUUACUACCUGUAUUGCAGUCAGAGCGCAAGCAGCCCCUUCCAGCAGGCCCUGACCGUCUUCCAGCGCUCGCUGACCACCAUGCAGAUCCAGGUGGCGGGACUGCUGCAGUUCGCCGUGCCCCUCUUCCCCACAGCAGAGAAAGAUCUGCUCGGAAUCCAGCUCCUGUUGAACUCCUCCGAGGCCAGCCUCCACCAGCUGACGGCCAUGCUGGACUGCCGGGGGCUGCACAAGGACUACCUGGACGCCCUCGCUGGCAUCUGCUAUGACGGCCUCGAGGGCCUGCUGUACCUCGGCCUCUUCUCCCUCUUGGCUGCCCUGGCCUUCUCCACCAUGAUCUGCGCGGGGCCAGGGGCCUGGAAGCACUUUGCCACAAGGGACAGAGACUACGAAGACAUCGACGAUGAUGACCCCUUCAACCCCCAGGCCCGGCGCAUGGCCGCACACAACCCCCCUCGGGGGCAGCUCCGCAGCUUCUGCAGCUACAGCAGUGGCCUCGGCAGCCAGACCAGCCUGCAGCCCCCGGCCCAGACCAUCUCCAACGCCCCCGUCUCGGAGUACAUGAACCAAGCUGUGCUCUUCGGUGGGAACCCGCGCUACGAGAAUGUGCCGCUAAUUGGAAGAGGCUCCCCUCCGCCCACGGCGGUUUCUUAACCGCUGCGCCACCAGGGAAGCCCCUGGAGAAGCUUUAAACCAGACGGCCAUGCACAUCACAGGCAAUCUGCUAAGGGGAUUGCAGAGACAGAGCUCAUCCUACACAGCCGGGCAGAUGGAUACCCCACAUUCCGCACCUGUCCUCAAGAUAAACCGUACCUGUCCUCCAGCAAGAGGAUGCAGCAGCACCGACGGUCACACUGCUUCAUUCCUAAAUCCAGCUGCUCGUUGGGUGCCAAGCAGGCUCCCUAACCGCCAGGGAGAUGGGGGACCGUCUUCCUGAUGUUACCAUUUCAGAGAUGGCUCCCAGACCCGGAAGAAAACGUUCCUGGAUUUUAAAACUGCUGAGAGCCUUCGUUGGCCGUGAGUCGUGCAGGAUCUCAGUUCCCCAACCAGGGAUGGAACCCGUGCCCCCUGCAGCGGGAACAUAAAGUCUUAACCACUGGACCGCCAGGGAAGUCCCUUCAUUGGCCUUUGGAAAGGUUUAUACAGCUCUCAAAGGGACAGAGAAAUCAUUUAUAAACUUUUAAAAGGAAAUGCUACUCCAAGAAGUAUUUCUCUCCCUUUUCACGCUGGGGAAGUUUUUCUUUUUAGGUUUGUGUUUACCUUGACACUGUGGGCUAAAGGGUGGGGGGCUGCUGUGGUGGCAGGUCUGGGAGGGCUAAUACAAGACCUGCCUGCCCCAACCCCACCCAGCUCCUGAUGUCCCCUGGGCUGUGCCUAAGCGGGGUCCACACUUCCCACCCGCCCUCCACCUCCAGGCAGGGGACG